Wasmannia auropunctata (little fire ant) is the source of this 2343-nucleotide messenger RNA. RefSeq names its product 2-hydroxyacyl-CoA lyase 1 (gene Hacl). The transcript has 13 exons. Gene Ontology annotation, cellular component: peroxisome. Bases 312 to 2012 code for a protein of 566 amino acids. Gene Ontology annotation, biological process: fatty acid alpha-oxidation. Gene Ontology annotation, molecular function: thiamine pyrophosphate binding; magnesium ion binding; catalytic activity. The record is from RefSeq and is a predicted model, not a curated record. NCBI's taxonomy places the organism in Eukaryota, Metazoa, Arthropoda, Insecta, Hymenoptera, Formicidae.
AAUCUUUUGUCGUGUCCUUGUGAUUAAACGUUCCGAGAUAAAGAAAUUGUCUUUAAUUUGAAAAUAAGACAUGUUUACUACAAAUCAGCUGACGCAUAACUGGAUAAACGCAAGCACGCGAUGACGUCAAAUAGUCAUAUCUGCGUAUCAGUCUUUACGACUCGAUGAUCACCGCGGGUACAACGGUCGCGACAAUUAGUCGCGACUCGCGAACGUGGCAGGGAGUUGACAGUUUACGUAUCCGACGAAAGGCAUUUAUUCUCCCCGUAUUAAUCCGGGCGUGUUGAGGAUCGAAAGAGGCGCGUGGCAGGAUGAAGAACGGAAAUCUAAUCAUAGCGGAGGCCCUGAAGGAGCAGGGCUUGACUUAUGUCUUCGGCAUCAUGGGACACCCUGUGAUUGAUUUGGCUCUAACUAUGCAAUCCGUCGGUAUGCAGUAUCUGGGUUUCAGAAACGAGCAGGCCGCCUGCUACGCCGCGCAAGCUUACGGAUAUUUAACGAGAAAACCUGCGGUGGUGUUAUGUGUCUCUGGUCCGGGGUUGCUGCAUGUUAUUGGCGGCAUGGCGAAUGCGCAAGUAAAUUGUUGGCCUGUGCUCAUACUGGGAGGGUCCUGCCCGGAGGAUCACGAGGGCAUCGGUGGAUUUCAGGAAUGGCCACAGGUCGAGGCGAGUAGACCGUAUUGCAAAUACGCGGCGAGGCCGCCGUCAGCCGCGCUUAUACCGCUGCACGUCGAAAAGGCUGUACGACUCGCCACUUACGGUAGACCAGGCGCUGCUUAUCUCGAUUUACCCGCUACAUUAUUGACCCAAAACGUGGACGAAAGUAAGAUUGCUAAGGUUUCAUGCUGCCCACCGCCGCCGCUAUCGUAUCCCGAUGCGACAUUAAUCCAGCAGGCAGCGAAUUUAUUGGUAAAGGCGAAGAAGCCUUUGGUGAUAAUCGGCAAGGGAGCCGCUUACGGUCGAGCCGAACACCCGGUGAGAGAGCUCAUCUACUCGACAGACGCACCCUUCUUACCGACCCCGAUGGGAAAGGGCGUCGUACCGGACACGGACGAGCGUUGUGUCUCUAGCGCGCGAACGUACGCCCUGUUACAUUCCGACGUCAUUCUGUUGCUGGGCGCGCGAUUAAAUUGGAUGUUGCACUUUGGACGUUCACCCAGAUUUCAAAACAACGUCAAAGUCAUACAGAUCGAUUUGUGCGCCGAAGAGUUGCACAACUCCGUGCCGUCCGCCGUCGCGAUACAAUCCGACAUUGCGCCCGCGACGGAAUGUCUGACCAAUGCAUUGAGAAGUCGGAAAUGGCGCGUCGACCGAAAUCAUCCGUGGUGGAAGGAGCUCGCGGCGAAGGCCGAGCAGAACAGGCAAUCAGUUCACCGAAUGUCGAUGGCUACCAGUGUACCUCUAAAUUACUAUACCGUAUUUAAGCAUAUUCAAGAUAUUAUACCAAACGAUUGCAUUAUUUGUUCCGAGGGAGCUAACACGAUGGACAUCGGACGAACGAUUCUCUUGAACAAUUUGCCUCGCCACAGGCUAGACGCCGGUACGUUUGGCACUAUGGGUGUGGGGCUCGGCUUUGCGAUCGCGGCUGCCCUUUACUGCAAAGACAACGCGCCGAGAAAGAGGGUGAUUUGCGUGGAAGGGGACAGCGCCUUCGGAUUCUCCGGCAUGGAGAUCGAAACCAUGUUUCGUUACAAACUACCGGUGAUUAUUAUAAUUGUGAAUAAUAACGGUAUAUACGGCGGCUUCGAUAACGAAACCUUCAAACAGAUACAGGCGACCGGAGAUCCUACGCAAGUGACACCUCCGUUUUCUUUGACAUGUGAAACUCAUUAUGAGAAACUGAUGGAAAUGUUUGGCAAGAAGGGACAUUUUUGCACUACCGUGGAGGACAUUCAGCAGGCAUUAAAGUUAUCUCUCAAAGUGGUGGACAGUCCCAGUUUAAUAAACAUCAUGAUUGACCCGCAAGCAGAUCGAAAGAAGCAGGAAUUCAGUUGGUUAACAGAAUCGAAAUUAUAGGUGUAUAUGCCAUAGGCAGCAAAAAUGCUGUCAGUAAAACUAUAAUUCCAACGUUUCUUUCCUCAGAAGACUAUAUAUUUUUUACAGGUCCCUAAUUAAUGCGAUCCGUAAUUGUGCUUUACAGGCAAUUAAUACUGCUAAAGUAAAAUAUAGUAUAAGCCAUAGAGAUAAGAAUUAUUUUUACACAUACAUAAUAUCUAUUGGUGAUUGACUCUUAGCUAUACCUCUUGAUAAAAUUUAUAAAAAUGACCAAAUAUAUAUGAAUUAUCAAGGGAUAAAAGAGUGUAAAGAUAUACGAUGUACAGUAAAAAAAAAAAAUGCUUAAAAAUUA